GGCGUCACGUGAGUAUGGUCAGCUGACCGGUGGGAAGCCGUCACGUGACCAGACCAAGGCUGCAGCUCGUUCGCCGCUCACACACGGGAGACGAGGAGAGCGGAGGGAUAAUGGAUUCGGAUGGGUUUGAGCCUCUUCUAGAUCCUUCCAGGUCUCCGGACACUGAGAGUGAGCACAGCCGGUAUCUCAGCAAAGUCCGCAAUGGGAAUCUGUACUUGGUGACGUUCGCUGCGGUGUUGGGACCCCUGAGUUUCGGCUUCGUCCUGGGGUACAGCUCUCCGGCCAUCUCCGACCUGAGGAAUGCGGACGACCCUCGCUUAGUGCUGGAUAAGGAGGCAGCGUCGUGGUUUGGGUCCAUAGUGACGAUCGGAGCGGCCGCUGGGGGGAUAUUUGGUGGCUGGAUGGUGGAUCGGAUCGGCCGGAAGCUCAGCCUCAUGCUGUGCUCUCUUCCCUUCGUCCUCGGGUUCAUGCUGAUCAUAUCCGCGCAGAACGUCUGGAUGUUACUCUGCGGCCGCUUGUUGGCCGGGCUGGCUAGCGGAGUCACCUCACUAGUGGUCCCCGUGUAUAUUUCUGAGACGUCCCACUCCAGAGUACGGGGGACGUUGGGGUCCUGCGUCCAGCUAAUGGUGGUCACAGGCAUUGUUGGAGCCUACAUUUCAGGGAUGUUCCUGGACUGGCGCUGGCUCGCUGUCUUCUGCUCCGUCCCACCGGUCCUCAUGCUCCUGUUUAUGUGCGUCAUGCCCGAGAGUCCCCGAUAUCUCAUCAACCAGGGCAGGCGGUCCGAGGCCUUGUCUGCUCUCCGCUUCCUCAGAGGUCCUGAUGUGAACCAUGAAUUUGAAUAUCGUCAGAUUGAGUCUAGUGGGAAUGAUGAGAGCAGCCUGAAGAUGGCAGAUUUCCGGAACCCGUCCAUCUAUAAACCCUUCAUCAUCGGGAUUCUGCUCAUGUUCUUCCAGCAGGCCACCGGUAUUAACGCCAUCAUGUUCUACGCGGACAUGAUCUUUGAAGAAGCCAAUUUCAAGAACAGCAGUUUGGCGUCGGUCAUCGUGGGGCUGGUCCAGGUGGUUUUCACCGCUGUGGCGGCGCUCAUCAUGGAUAGAGCAGGGAGGAAGCUUCUCCUAAUCAUCUCAGGAACCAUCAUGACGAUCAGCGCGACCCUGUUUGGGGUGUUCUUUAAAAUCACAGAGGUGCACGUGCACAACUCCUCGGGCCCCCUGACUCUGAGCAGCGGCGGAGACCCCGCAGAGCACCUGGCAUGGUUGGCGUUGGCCAGCAUGGGGCUGUUUAUCACUGGUUUUGCGAUUGGCUGGGGCCCUAUUCCCUGGCUGGUCAUGUCUGAAAUCUUCCCACUGCGCGCCAGGGGUGUGGCCAGCGGAAUGUGUGUGGUAACUAACUGGGGCUGCGCCUUCCUCGUCACAAAGAUCUUUCAUGACCUGAUGGACUCUCUGACCUCCUACGGGACCUUCUGGUUAUUUGCCGGUUUCUGUGGCCUGAACGUCGUCUUCACCAUUUUGUGUGUCCCUGAGACAAAGGGAAAAACUCUGGAAGAGAUUGAAUCUUAUUUCCAGCGAGGGCAGAAUAGAGGGGGACUCGGCCCUGUCUCCAACAUCAUUCAAUGACGCAUAGAGAUAACGGGCGCACAGUCGCAUGACCCGGCCGCGUGACGCCUCUCCUCAGGGACCGCUCUGGUGCUGGCGUGUUCUACUACAGUAGCUGAACCUGGUGCUUUACGGCCUUUGCGCUCCGUUCUUAUUGCAGUAAGUGCUGGAAAUGACCACGCGGAAUACACCAGGCUGACAUUUGUGUACUGAGCCCAUGCCGACUCCGGAUUCCCUCAUCACGCGUCGCUGCGGAGAUCGACGCUCAAGCAUAAUGGCUUCUCCCUGCCGUGUUUCUGACUAGAGGUAUUUGCAGAAAUAAGACUGCGAGACGCACAGAAUUUUGUGCUCUGUCCUAGGAAAGGGGCGGGACAUUGUCAUUCACAAGCCCCGCCUAUUGGUAAUUAGCCAAUGUGCGUUCUAGGGGGAGCGUAUUCCUAGUGACGCACUUAAGUCUAAUGUUAAAUUAUGUCAGUCACUGUCUCAUUCCAAUGCUGUAUCUUCUGCCACAGUGUUAUUGGGGAGAAAGUAGUUACCCCCCCCCCCACUAGUCAUUAGGUAUAUGUGGUAUAAGCUCCACACACGUGUGAGGUCGCAGAGGUGGGUGUAUCCCAUACUUUGUUGUAGCAACGUCCGCCAUCGUGGAUUACUGAGGCAGAACGCUCCACCGCUUUGGUCUGCGGGCAGGAAUGAAUAUAAAUAGGUAAAAAAAAAAAAAAUAUAUAUAUAUAUAUAUAUAUAUAUAUAUAUAUAUAUAUAUAUAUAUAUAUAUAUAUAUAAAAUUUGUCAUAUUGCACUAUGCACAUAGAAGAUUUUACCGUUUCAUUAUUAAAUGUAAUGGGAUACCAUGUAACGUGUAAGGUAAGUUACAUCACAUUAUGUCACCCAUAGUAAUAUUGGUGAAUAACAGUAUUAAUCUAGAACACACACAUGUGACUGAAAUUGUUACUUUCUGGGUGACUCUAGAGCAUGGAUCUUCAACCUGCGGCCCUCCAGCUGCUGUCGAACUACACAUCCCAGCAUGCCUUACUAACUAAACUGUGGCAGGGCAUGCUGGUAUGUGUAGUUCUGCAGCAGCUGGAGGGCCGCAGGUUGAGGACCCAUGCUCUAGAGCACUGUUGUGUGUUGGUACAUUGUUACAUUCAGGGAUUGUAUCUAUGAUGGAAGUUGUGUCGCUGUGUGCGAUCUUUGAUCUUCUGAUCUCAGGGGAAGUGAACGUUCUGUCUGUCUUUAAAUAAAACGUCAUAUCUGUUGAUGAUUUUUAUA
Molecule: messenger RNA, 2861 nt
Organism: Pseudophryne corroboree (corroboree frog)
Lineage: Eukaryota; Metazoa; Chordata; Amphibia; Anura; Myobatrachidae
Gene: SLC2A8
Product: solute carrier family 2 member 8
Exons: 11
Coding region: 111-1616 (501 amino acids)
Biological process (GO): D-glucose transmembrane transport
Cellular component (GO): membrane
Source: RefSeq, a predicted model, not a curated record